AUGGAUGCUCAAAUCCCCUCGUCUGAGAAGGAACCCUUGCCAAAGCAGCCUGAGACAGCCAAUGCCAUCGAUAAAAAGCCUGAAGAAGACCAGAAGACCAACCAGCAAGACAUUGCGGGCUCUGAACUAUCUGCCCCUCCCAAGAGCAGCCGAGUCGUUGGUCGCACUCCUCGCCAUGAGUGUCGUACCCCUCCCAACAAAGUGCGCUUUUCCUCUCGCACCCCACCUGGGGCACCUCGUGCUCAGAGAAUUACAUUGCGAGACGACUCAUGGUAUGGCCGCAACUGGUCAUCCCAGAAUUUGAGCUCGGGCCGACGUCCCAUGGCUGGGAUCAAGCUCACAAUGGUCCAAGACCAAGAGGCCCAGCAAAAGCUACUCGAAUUCGACCCCUUCGAGGAGCUUCGAGCAAAGUCCUUGAAGCGGAUGCGGGAGGAGAGCGAGAGCCCGACUCCUCAAGGCACCAAGAAUGAUCAGGUGCUGUAG
Molecule: messenger RNA, 483 nt
Organism: Penicillium malachiteum
Lineage: Eukaryota; Fungi; Ascomycota; Eurotiomycetes; Eurotiales; Aspergillaceae
Exons: 2
Coding region: 1-483 (160 amino acids)
Source: RefSeq, a predicted model, not a curated record